Molecule: messenger RNA, 3344 nt
Organism: Polypterus senegalus (gray bichir)
Lineage: Eukaryota; Metazoa; Chordata; Cladistia; Polypteriformes; Polypteridae
Gene: nptx1l
Product: neuronal pentraxin 1 like
Exons: 5
Coding region: 83-1387 (434 amino acids)
Source: RefSeq, a predicted model, not a curated record
GCAGCGCGCUAUAUAAAGAGGUGGUGCGCGGCGAGUAGCGCAUCUCCGCUCGAGUGGACAGAGACGGUUGCUGAAAAAUCGCAUGCGGGCGACUAUGCGCUCGUUCCCCCUCAAAUUUCCGUUGCUGGCUCUCUUGCUCCUGGAGGGCACAUGCCAAGAUUUUGGACAGACCCGCUUCAUCUGCACCUCUGUUCCCGCGAACAUGGACAUGUGCGCCGCGACGAUGCAGAACAGCGGGCUGGCCGAGGACCUGAAGAAUACGGUGAUGCAGCUAAGGGACACUGUCCUGCAGCAGAAGGAAACCAUCAUGAACCAAAAAGAGACGAUCAAAGAGCUGACUGCCAAACUGAGCCGAUGUGAGAGCCAGAGUAUGACGGAGCCCGUUCCGGGAGAAGCAAAAGCGGGUUCAAGGAGGAAGGAAACGGGAUCCUCCAAAAACACCAUGGGGGACGUAUCGCGGGCGCCGGCCGAAACGUUGAGCCAACUGGGGCAAACUUUACAGUCACUGAAGCAGCGGCUCGAAAACCUGGAGCAAAUGAGCAGGAAUAACGGAUCAGCGCAAGCGAACAGCCUCAAGGAGCUUCUGCAGAGCAAGAUCGACGACCUGGAAAGACAGGUUCUGUCCCGGGUCAACAGUUUGGAAGAAGGGAAGCCCGGCUUGAGAAACGAGACCGAGCAGAGGGGCAAAGUGGAGUCGACACUAACCUCGCUGCACCAGAGGAUAAGCGAUUUGGAGAAGGGUCAGAAGGACAACAGGCCACUUGAUAAAUUCCAGCUGACCUUUCCGCUGCGGACCAAUUACAUGUACGCCAAAGUGAAGAAGAGCCUGCCCGAGAUGUACGCCUUCACCGUGUGUAUGUGGAUUAAAUCCAACGCGUCCCCCGGUGUCGGCACCCCCUUCUCGUACGCGGUGCCGGGGCAGACCAACGAACUUGUGCUCAUCGAGUGGGGCAACAACCCAAUGGAGAUCCUCAUUAAUGACAAGGUGGCGAAGCUGCCCUUCAUCAUUAAUGACGGAAAAUGGCAUCACAUCUGCGUCACUUGGACCACCCGAGAUGGUGUGUGGGAGGCAUUUCAAGAUGGCAUGAUGCGAGGCAAUGGGGAGAAUCUGGCCCCCUACCAUCCCAUUAAGCCACUGGGAGUACUGGUCUUGGGCCAGGAGCAGGACACUCUGGGCGGGGGAUUUGAUGCCACCCAAGCCUUCGUGGGAGAGCUCGCCAAUUUCAAUAUCUGGGACAGAAAGCUGUCACCUGGGGAGAUUUACAAUCUGGCCACCUGCAACAACAAGGCUCUCGUAGGGAACGUCAUCUCCUGGUCAGAAAGCAAUAUCGACAUCUAUGGUGGGGCUACCAAGUGGACAUUCGAGGCGUGCCGCCAGAUCAACUAGGCGACUCGCCAUUCUCGCAAACCGGACAGCACUUACCCGGCUUCCCUUUUUGUUUUAAUUUAUUGGAUAAUCAAAGGAAGGGAAAUCAAAGUGACAUGCGUUCAUCACUCUUUGGCGUUAAAAAAAAUCUUUUUUGGAAAGUCUGUGCCAGACUUUAACAACUGCUGGGCAUCCGUACUCUAAGCGCUGCUGCCGCUGCGGGCAGUUUCAUUCACAGUACAGGGAAGGCUACGCUUCACCGGACGACUCAAGCCUAGACCAGGCCACCUCAUACUUGGCACUGAUGUGGGACCUGUGAGACCGAUGGUCUCAAGCCUUUUGACCAGCACUGACCUGAGGCUCCCAUCUCCUCAGACUGGCACAUGUUUAGACAUGGUCAUCCAAGACUGGCACCCACCCAAAACAUCAUCAGUGCAGAUGGGCACACAUCCAUAGCUUUGUCAUCAUGGACUGCUCACUUUAGAUUGACAUGGACUUGAGAUGUCACCAUCACAGACCAGCAUGUUUGUGGCAUUGUCCCAUUUUCCAUUGGCCCACAGUGGCACUAACCUGCAAUAGACUGGCACAUGUUUUGACGUGGUCAUUAACAGAUUGCUGCUAUCAUAAUCGACUGGCACCAACCUGAAAGGUCAUCAGUGCAGAUGGGCACACAGCUAGAAUCUUUGUCAUCAUGGACUGCUGUUCUCACCUUCACAUCAGACUGGCACUGACAUCAGAUCUCACUAUCCUGGACUGGCAUCUAUUUGUGACCGUGCCCAAUCCUCCAUUGAAUCAGAGUGGCAGACUGGCACGUUUUAACCCAGUCAUGACAGAUUGUUGCCAUCAUAAAAGUCUGGCACCAACCUGAGAGACAUUAUCAGUGCAGACUGGCAGAUGCCCAUAAUUUUGGGUAGCUGCUGUCCCAAAUUUCCAUCACCUCAGACUGGCAGACUUAAGUUUUCACCAUCAUGUAGUGACAACUGUGUCCAUGUCCAAUUCAACGUCACCCCAGAGUGGCACAAACCUAUGACAGACUGGCACAUGUUUUAACACGUUCAUAACUGUGAUCAUAAAAGACUGGCACCAACGUGAUAUGUCAUCAGAGCAGAGGGGCACUCACCUGUAAUUUUGUCAUCACAGAUUGCUGCUGUCUCCAUCACAUCAGAGUGGCACUGAUUUGAGAUCUCACUAUCACAGACUGGCAUCUGUUUCUGAAUGGCACUGACCUAUGACAGACUGGCACAGGUGUUGCCAUGUCAUAACAGAUUGUUGCCAUCUAUAAAAGACUGACAACAACCUGAUAGACCUCAUCAACGCCGACGGGCACUCCCCUGUAAUUUUGUCAGCAUGGACUGCUGCUGUCUCCAUCACACCAGACUGGCACUGAUUUGACAUCUCACUAUCAUGGACUGGCAUCCGUUUGGACCUUUCACCCCAGACUGGCACUGACCCAGGAUUCCCAAAUACAGACUGGCAAUGACUUCAUGGACCUCAUCACCACUGCCUGGCUGGCUUAAGAAGCCCACACUGUGAAUAAACUGUGACCGCCUGAGGGCAAAGUCUUUUGUGCCCACUGCAUGGGAGGAGCUUUGUUGAUUUUUUUUUUUUUUUUUUGUUCACAUUUUCUCUUCUUUGCUUUUGCGCCUCGAUGUGCAAAGUUUAAUUGCCAACAAAAAAUCCAAUGCCUGAGUGCCUUGGGCCUGAACUCAAGUUUUUUGCUCCCGUCAGCUCGACAUGGAGGUGUGCUUUCUUUCCUCUUCUUCAUUGCUUUCUUUUUCAUCGCUCUUGUACCAAUGACUCCAGUAGCUGUGCCCAGAGGCCCGGCCUGGAAUGUGGUGUGUGCUGCAGCAUGCGAGGCCGGCGGGCCACCUCUCUCACGGUCCCGGGAGGGUUUUUUACUCCAUUGUUAUUUGCUCAACGCAUGGCGACACCCAGAGAGCAAGAAAUCUAAUUUUUCUAAUAAAAUUGUGAUACAUCA